Ixodes scapularis (black-legged tick) is the source of this 4569-nucleotide messenger RNA. RefSeq names its product protein c-ets-1-A. Lineage: Eukaryota; Metazoa; Arthropoda; Arachnida; Ixodida; Ixodidae. Gene Ontology annotation, molecular function: sequence-specific DNA binding; DNA-binding transcription factor activity, RNA polymerase II-specific. Gene Ontology annotation, cellular component: nucleus. The transcript has 7 exons. Bases 659 to 2254 code for a protein of 531 amino acids. The record is from RefSeq and is a predicted model, not a curated record. Gene Ontology annotation, biological process: regulation of transcription by RNA polymerase II; cell differentiation.
CCCUACACACUUUACUACCUUACUACAACUACAACUCCUCUCCAUUGACAUUUCGAGGGAGAGCGCGCGCGCCUGCUUGCCCCAAGGAGCCAGCCGGCCGGCCACAUGGUCGCACGUCGAGGAUAGUGGUUUGUUCGUGAGCUGGCCUGCUGCUUGACUUGCGCCGCUCGUCUCCGGAAACCGUUCCUGCUGCCGCACGCACGUGCUGCUGCCGCUGCGCCAGAAAGUGUAGCCGCAUUCGGGUGCAAAAAGAGUGGAACAUCUGUUUCUCGUCGCCGACCGGACACUUCUUCUUUGUCCCGAUAUUGGAUGCGAGUCCUGCCCGAGGUCGAAGUGGCCUGAGGCAUGCAACGUGCUUCGGAUUUCUGCCAGAGUCGUAGUGGCUUGACGUGCUUCGGUCAGCGGCAAUAGACAGUGAAGUUCUACUCGGAGAGGCUUCCAGUUGGAGUGAUGAAGAAAUCGUCACGUCACGGAUUACUGUCGUGGAUUUCUCCCGGACAAGUUAGAACCGUCGUCUAGUUGUGCAAAUUGCGUCCCAAUUUUCGUGUCUAAUCAAAAUAUUUUAUCACGGAAUUGAUGUGCUCGCUGUUCCAUUCGCCCCUGAGAAGCCUGCGUUCGGCGAGGAGUUCUCUGUGAGCAUAAAGUUUCCGAAGCUCGAAUGACGAUGGUGCUCAGCGAAGAAGCGAGAAGGCCGCAGCUGACCAAGGUGCGAUCUCAGAUGCUGCCUCCGGGACCUCCGUCGCCGGACUCGACGCCUCCGAGGAUGGGGCGGGAGCCCAGUAACCAUCACAGCCACAACGAUUCUUCGUCACGGACUGAAUACAAAAUGAGGCCGCCGCCCGCACCCAAAGGAACACUGCACAAACCCACUAAAGAACUGCCCACGCAAGUGCCUCCCUUGACGCCUGGGACCAACCAGAAGAUGACCCAAGCCCUGACUGCAAGUUUCAGCAGUUGGGAGAAAGAGCGCGAAUCUCUCAACAUUACCAGAGACCCUCGGCAGUGGACGGAAAUGGACGUAGCCCACUGGCUGGGCUGGGCGAUCCGGGAGUUCAGCCUGGAGGGCGUCAACAUGCCCAACUUCGCCAUGAAGGGCAAGGACAUGUGCGCGCUGGGCAAGGAGGCCUUCCUCACCAGGGCGCCGCCGUUCAUGGGCGACAUCCUCUGGGAGCACCUCGACAUCCUGCAGAAAGAGGUUGAGAAGGAGCGCGCGUCCCUGGAGAACGUGCCAUCCAACCUGUACGAGUCCGUGUGCGUGCCGGAGCUGGACGAGUUCUUCCAGCAGGGAGGCAGUUUCCCGAUGCCCGAGCAGAAGGUGACGCCUGUCAUGAAUGGAGCCACCGCGCCCACGUCGCAGACCUACAUCGACGGAGGCUACAACCAUAUCAGUGAAUCCCUGCAUACGCUGAACGACAUGAAUCAGGAGGAGAUGGCCCUGGGACACAACUCCUACGACGAGUCUCAGGAGUAUGGCCUCGAGACGCCCCAGUCCCAUCCCCCGUACCUCGACUCCAGCCCCGAGUUCUACCCUUCCACUUCCACCGUGGUGCACGAGACCAAGUUCCAGCCUACAUACACGACCAGCAAAGAGUUCUCCAGACAGAGGUACUCCCACCAUGAGAUGAGCCUCCCCGAGAGGUACGCUUCGCACCACUACGAGCCCCCAUUCCAAACGGUGCCCACGGGAGUGCAGAACCCAACCGACCACUGGGUGGCACACCAGAACGGCACCGCAGGCCCCCUCGGCGCCAACGGCGUCCCCCACCACCACCCGUCUUCCUUUGGCGCCCUACACGCCCUCCGGGACGGUCACCUGGGUCACCUCAGUCCUCUGCCAGGAGGUCCACACCAGAGGCAGCAUGGUGGAGAUAGCAAGCCAGUCAUCCAAGCGGCCGUUUUAGCAGGUUAUUCCGGAAGUGGCCCCAUCCAGCUGUGGCAGUUUCUCCUGGAACUUCUCACAGACAAGUCUUGCCAAGGAUUCAUCAGCUGGACAGGAGACGGCUGGGAGUUCAAGCUGACCGACCCUGACGAAGUAGCUCGUCGCUGGGGAGUGCGCAAAAACAAGCCCAAGAUGAACUAUGAGAAACUGAGUCGAGGCCUGCGCUACUACUACGAUAAAAACAUCAUUCACAAGACGGCGGGCAAGCGAUAUGUGUACCGCUUUGUGUGUGAUCUCCAGGCUCUGCUGGGCUACACCCCUGAAGAACUGCAUGCCAUGGUGGAGCUCAAGCCUGAGAAGAAGGAUGAAGACUGAGAAAAUGUGUGCAGGAGUGUCUGCUUUUCUUUUUUUUUCUGUGUACAUCUUAUGGUUUGAAAGUCUAAUAGACAGGACAAGGAAACUCCAAAGUGUGCGGCAUUAAAACUGGCAUGCAGAAACUGAAUGCCCAAAAGGAACUGCCAAGGCAUUGAAGAGGAGCUUGGGGACUGCUCUUUCUCUUCUUGAUGAAGCAAACUGUGCAGAAGAAGUAUGAACUUUUGAGAAGACCCGUUUUUGCUCAAGCAGCCAUUCUUCAUGUUGAUGCAGUUGCUUCUGGUGAUUUCAUUGUAUUUUGUUUUGUUUUAAUAUGUGUAUGUGUAUGGUGGAGCAUUUUGUUGCUGUAUCAUUGUCGUUGGUCUCAAAAGUGUGAGCGAGCUUUUUAAGGUGACAAAAAGCUGAGGACAAAAAAAUUGGUAGAUACUCUCUUCUUAGCCCAUCGGGAUGGCUGCACAUCAUGUAAGAAUGCGUGCAAAUUUGUUAUUUUGCACCGAAAUGUCUUGGCACCACUAGGCCUUUGCAGAACGUUUCUGUAAUGCGUGAAGGCCAUUGAAUAGCGCUUCAGUGCAAAUAUCUCGUGUUCAACAGAACCUUGACAUUGUCAAGGUAUUCUUCUAGGGUACACUGCAAGUUGGCAUUAUAAAAACAUGCAUGACCUGUGCAUCACCUGUUAUUUUCAAUGAAUGAGUGAAGAGGGUUAGUUUGGCAAGAUUUCUGAAGAGAUGUUUCAAACAUGUUUUAUACUGUAUCAGUAUGUGAAAUACAGGUAUCAAGCCAGCCUUAUGCAUGCAAUGCUGUUGACCAUUUUCCUCGAAAAAAAAAAUGCUAUGCAAACAGUGAAACACUGAGCCUUUCAGUGCAUCUUUUUAACUACAAUAUUUAUGUAGCCAUCUUGAAUAAUCUUAAUUUUAUUGCUAAAUGUUAGCUUAAUUCGUAAACAAAUGAACACAUAGUCUACCAACACCUGGCCCUUUGAUUGGGGUGUUCAGUUGUGAAAAAGCUGUUAACAGAUUUUAAGGAUGAAAUUGAUCCAAAACCUAACUUUGCCAAUUCAGUGGUUUUUAAGCUACAGCAAAACAUGAAAAUGAUUAGCUCAUUUUAUUUUCAUUUUAUUGCUAGAACUUUUAAAGGUGUCAGAUGUUAGCAAAUAUUUCUUUUGUUUUAGUCAGCCUGAAUAAGUAGUAGUCAAAGUGAGGAACUACCUUCAGGUGGAGCAUGUCAAGAAACAAGAUACAGCAAAGAGCCAAAGUAUUCCACUGUCUCGUUUGUCCUGUGCUAUCAGUUUUGCACUGAAAGUACCAACUAAAGCUUUGUUUUUUGUUUUUUUCAUGUGCCUUGAUUCCAGGAUAUCAGCACAAUAUCCUGAGAGUUUUUUUUUCUUUUCACUUCAUGGAUUAUAUCCAUAAUGAUCAAGUUAUCUUGUAAAUAUAUACAUAUAUAUUAUACAUGAAUUCCUACUUCAUCAUAUGUUAUAUUUUGAGAGCAACAUAACUCGAAAGUAUUGUUGCAGCAUUUAUCAUAAGAAAGCGAAUAUAUCAAGGAGAUUGUGUAUAUUGCGGAUGUGCAUUUUUAGGAGAGAAGCGAGGAAGAAGGUACUGUCUACUGUCAUUGCAAAUUCCGUGCUGUUCACAGGCUGUAAACGAUGUCCUGUCGUAGUGGAACGUUUGUGGAGGUAUACCCUCAGUAAGGACUAUAUGCAAGAUAAUUUUUCAAAGCCUUCUCCCCCUAAAUUGUAACUUAUACUUGAAUUGUCAACUUUCCCAUGCUUCUCCUAAAAAGACUGUCUAUAAAAGUAUUAAGAUCACCCCCAGUAUUUUGUUGUACGAAAGCUUGAGGAAGCCGUGCCUUAAUUUGUUUGUCUUCCAAAGAGGAUAUACAUAUAUUUAUAUAAAACAAAAUUUUUAUAUGUUUACAUAACAUAUCCCUGUUUGAUGUGGUGUUGCGAGAAAGCCCGAACACAGACAGGGAGGCACUUUCUUACUUCACACGCUUCGUUUGGUGAUGCCUUGCGCUGAGUGUUAUGAGCCUUUGUAAAUUAUUCCCGGAAGUCUCUGUGCUCCAUUUUCCGAAGGGAUGAUCUUUUCGGGAAAGCUUUUUUAAGUGCAAGAUCUCAUGAUAGAAACCUUACAAAGCCCUGCUGAAGAUCACCUUGCUGGGAACUUGUGACACCUUGUGAUCUGCUGACUGUAUUUUGUCUCAAGAACUUGGAUUGUGAUGUAAUUGAUAGUUUCUUAUUUGCUUUAAUGCAAGUAAAGUGUGCAACUUCCUUGUUCUGCAAACAUCAAUGUUGAAAUAAAAUGCACAGACAUCUUUCA